CUUUUUCUCCUUUCGCGUUGUCGGGGGGGCAUUGAUUCUGGAGGGUUUUUUUGCCGGGGGCGGCUCCCGUUGCGGUGGCAGCUGCCGGUUUUUGCCGCCUUCCCCGGCGGCAGCGCCGCGGCGUGGGGUGGGGCGGGCGGCGGUGCUGCCACCCUGUGGGCAGAGCGCGGUAGUGCAGGCGAGCGGCGCUCGGCGGCCGAGCGGCGCUCGGCGGGCACGCCUGUGUGCGGCGGCGGGCGGCAGGGCGGGCGCGGCGUGUCGCGGACGGACUUGACCUUCUCAAGAUGGCGGCAGAAAGGGCGGGACACUGCAGCUUGGCCAAUGAUUGCCGAGCGCGGCCGGAGAGCCGAGUGCAGCCGAGUGCAGCCGAGUGCUGCCGAGUGCAGCCGAGUGCAGCCGAGUGUAGCCGAGUGCAGCCGAGUGCAGCCCGCCGCAGCCGAGUGCAGCCCGAGAGCCGGCGGGAGCCCCGGGUGGCCGCGCGCAGCCGAGUUUCCCCUCAAAGCCGAUCGUCCCCGACUUUCGCCGAACCGAGCCCGCUUCAGCCCAGGAGCCGAAACGAGACCGGUUCAGACCAAAAGCCGAAAUGAAACGACUUCACGCCGAGAGCCGACCCAGGUGGGAGCCGCGAGCACCAUGAGGGGCCGGCCGGCUCCUGCCGGGCAGGGCGCAGUGGCCGGGGCUCUCCCGGCGCGGCGCCGCCCCUGCGCGCCCGAGGAGCCGCCGGAGGAGCCGCCGGAGGAGCCGCUUUCCUGCCGGGAGCCGCGCUCCGUCCGGCGCCGGGAGCGCGGGGAGCGAUAUUGGAAAGCUGUUUCUGUACUCCUGACUUCCCGUCACGCCAGGGACACGUGGCUUGGAGCACAGCAGCCGGAUUCCUCACUUAGCCGUGUCAGCUUGGUGCAGGUUACGAAUUACAGGGUGACUUGGAAACCCAGAAACAAAGGGAAGAAGCUGGAUGGGGAAGAAAGGCUGCAGAGCUUCCUGCAACGGGCUGCGAGCACAAAGAGCGAGGAGGCAGCGCAAGACCGGACUCAGGAAUCGGAACGGUUUUCUUGGGUUUAAGAAGCUCGAAUGGCGCUUCAAGACAUUUAUAUCAGACCUGGUUUAAUUUCAUUACCCUUUUUUUACAUCCACAAAAAAAAAAACCCCAACCCUCCCCCCCCCCCCCCCCCACCUCCAGGAUCCAUCGCUGCUGCUGCCGUGCGUGACGAGAAGCCAUCUUCCCUCUGCCCGGAGCAGCUGAGAGAUGGAGCAGCACCCCAAAGGACUUUCUGCUCAGUGAUUAUAGCUGAGUUUUAGUGGGAAUUCUCUGAGCAAUCUGGUGGAUUGUGCUUGAACGUGGCCGUGAGGGUAGCUGAGCACGGCAGUCCGGAUCUGCGAGCCGCGGUGCCGGAGCUCUUUGAAAGGUCGUGGGGGAUGCAUUCAUUCCAUUGAAUCCCGGCCCUGUGCUGUGCCCAGGCCCUUUGUACAAAGAGGGUACGGGGAGAAACCAGAACUGCACGUUGCUUGCGAUACGUAUGGAGUUUUGAAAGCUUUAGUUCUAGCUAAUAAAAGAAGUUAGUUUGAAAAAAAGCCAAA
Molecule: messenger RNA, 1575 nt
Organism: Motacilla alba alba
Lineage: Eukaryota; Metazoa; Chordata; Aves; Passeriformes; Motacillidae
Exons: 3
Coding region: 322-1059 (245 amino acids)
Source: RefSeq, a predicted model, not a curated record